This is a messenger RNA of Meleagris gallopavo (turkey), 1346 nucleotides long. The record is from RefSeq and is a predicted model, not a curated record. NCBI's taxonomy places the organism in Eukaryota, Metazoa, Chordata, Aves, Galliformes, Phasianidae.
UCUGAUGCCGGGGACGCUGGGGCCUCAUCACUUUCCCUCCCUUCUCUUGUAGAACACCAGCACGGGAGGACAACCGUGCAUACGCACCACUUCUACAGAGGCACCGGCGCUGUGAUGCCAUCAUGUGCUUUUACCAUGGAGGCAGGGAGCUGGCAGAAGAAGAGGGGCCCUGGCAGCUGAUCCUGUGCAGCUCCUGUGGAGCGGAGAGCACCCACCGACAGUGCUCCCGCUCAAGCAUCAGAAUGAACAUGUGGGACUGUGACAGAUGUGCUGGCCUGGGUACCGCCUCCAGAGCCAUCUCGGAGCUCGCGGCACUCAGCACUGCCAGACAGCAGAGCCUGGAGUCAUCCCACAGCCCCCAGGAGCCUGAGGACAGCUGCUCCGGCCCCAACAGCCAGGCAGCGUCCGGGCCAUCACAUAGGUCCCAGCUGCCGGAGCUCAGCUGCCAGACCAGUGAGCUGGGGACAAUCUGCUCCCAUAUUCCUGACCAUCAGGGGACAGUGGAGCAGCACCACGCACAGCAUGGGAGCAGCCAUACACCCACCCCAGCCAUUGAAAGCAGCUCCCGCGUCUCCACCAGACGGGGCAGAUCGGGAUCCUCCAGAGCAGCCACAGCAGCUGCGCGCAGGAGGCGUCCCAGGCAGCGGAGAACAAGGAGCGCACGAAGCCGCUCCCCGCUGCAAGGUCGGGCCCCAGGAUCCCAGAGCCGGACCAGAAGACCUCGAGGCAGCAGGCGAACACCAUCUCCAGCUGCUCAGAGCAGAACCCGCAGCACCACCAGAGCGGCAACGCAGAGGUCCGUGAGGGCUCCCCAGCGUUCACGCACUGCGGACCGGCCCAGGCAGCCACGGCAGGCCCGCACGCGAAGCCGUUCCUCAGUGGCACAACGAGCCCCAAAUGUCCACGGCCGGCUCAGAGGAGGCUGCAGGAGAAAGCCCCAACAGCAGAGGCUAUCUCGGCCAUGAAGUGACUCCCGGGUCUAACAUCAAAGACAACACCCCCCUCCCAUAAGCCCCCCAAAACAUGGCGUGUUCCAACAGCGGGGGCUAUCCCGGGCAUGAAGUCACUCCUGGAUCCAACACCAAUGUCAGCAUCCCCACCCCUAUCCUCCUCCCCAAACAGCCAGCCCCAAGAAUUAUCUCAUGGAAACUGUUCCAACAGUGCGGUCCAUCCAGGCAUGUUGUCACUCCUGGGUGCAACAUCGAUCCAAGAUCUGCCGAUCCCCUCCCCCCCACCCAACAAUCAUCCCAGAAAUAGAUGACAUGGAAGCAGUUCCAACAGGGGGGUUAUCCCAGGCAUGAAGUCACUCCUGGGUCUAAGAUCGGAGCCAACAUCCGCUCCCCUGC